Molecule: messenger RNA, 7137 nt
Organism: Pneumocystis jirovecii RU7
Lineage: Eukaryota; Fungi; Ascomycota; Pneumocystomycetes; Pneumocystales; Pneumocystaceae
Product: pre-mRNA-processing-splicing factor 8
Exons: 22
Coding region: 1-7137 (2378 amino acids)
Biological process (GO): mRNA splicing, via spliceosome; spliceosomal tri-snRNP complex assembly
Cellular component (GO): U5 snRNP; catalytic step 2 spliceosome
Molecular function (GO): U2 snRNA binding; U6 snRNA binding; metallopeptidase activity
Source: RefSeq, a predicted model, not a curated record
AUGGAAACACAUGGGUGCUCGGGUAUAUUGCGAUGGCGUUCAGCGGUGAGCCAGUGUGCGACAAUGUCGCAUCCUCCUGGAUUCAGCGGCACAUUGAGCGCAGUAAGAACCCCAUUGGAAGUACAGUUAGAUGAAAAAGCACGGCGGUGGCGGCAGAGCCAGCACCACCGGUUCGAGACAAAAAAACGUCAAGGCUAUGUAGAAACACAAAAAGCAGAAUUACCAGCAGAACAUUUGAGAAAGAUCUCUGGAGAAGCGCUUAGAAAGACAUUGAAGACAUUAAUAGGGCACGCAUUUAUCUCGCAGAUCAUCAAGGACCAUGGUGAUAUGAGCAGCAAGAAGUUCCGACACGACAAACGGUCAUAUCUUGGUGCACUCAAGUAUAUGCCACACGCCGUCCUCAAAUUGAUGGAAAACAUGCCUAUGCCGUGGAUGGAGGUGAAAUAUGUCCCUGUGCUAUACCACAUAACAGGUGCAAUCACCUUUGUCAAUGAAAUUCCCCGUGUUAUUGAGCCCCACUUUAUUGCUCAAUGGGGCACUAUGUGGAUUAUGAUGCGGCGAGAAAAGAGAGAUCGGCGGCACUUUAAGCGGCUACGACUGCCGCCGUUUGAUGAUGAAGAGCCAGUUAUUGAUUACGGGGAAAAUAUAGCAGAUGUCGAGCCUUUAGAAGCCAUUCAAAUGGAUUUAGAUGCAGAAGAAGACGGGGCAGUGGCAGAGUGGUUUUAUGAACAUAAGGCACUUGUAGAUACAGUGCACGUGAACGGACCAACGUAUCGACGGUGGAAUCUGAAUUUGGCACAAAUGUCGACACUGUAUAGGCUGGCACACCAGCUUUUGUCAGAUUUAGUGGAUCAAAAUUAUUUUUAUUUAUUUAAUCUCAAUUCGUGGAUUACAUCGAAAAGCUUAAAUAUGGCGAUUCCGGGAGGACCGAAAUUCGAGCCGUUAUAUAAGGAUACACUGGAUGUAGAUGAAGAUUGGAAUGAGUUUAAUGAUAUAUACAAAUUGAUUAUCCGGCAUCAGAUACGGACAGAGUACAAGGUGGCGUUUCCAUACUUGUAUAAUUCAUAUCCGAGAUCGGUUCGGUUGACGACGUAUCAUGAGCCGUCGACAACGUAUAUUCGGACAGAAGACCCGGAUUUGCCGACAUUUUACUAUGAUCCCAUUAUUAAUCCGAUAUCCAUGCGCUCUUUUAUUGAGUCGUUACCGGAAAAGACUCAUGAAAAUGAGAUUUUUCAGGAAGGGGAGAUUGAUGAGUUUAUGUUACCGAAAGAAAUGGACUCAUUCCUUUGUCAUGUCCCGUUGUAUACGUCGAAUACGACGAUGGCAAUUGCGCUUUGGUGGGCACCGCAUCCAUUUAACAAGCGUACGGGACGGAUGGUAAGGGCCGAAGAUGUGCCUUUGGUUAAACAGUGGUAUUUGGAAUAUUGUCCUCCUGGACAACCGGUGAAGGUUCGCGUGUCGUAUCAAAAGUUGUUGAAAAACUAUGUGCUUAAUGCCCUUCAUACGAAACCACCUAAAUCACAUCUCAAGAAAGAUUUGUUUCGCCAAUUGAAAACAACCAAAUUUUUCCAAACGACGACGAUUGAUUGGGUCGAAGCAGGACUUCAAGUUAUUCGACAAGGAUAUAAUAUGUUGAAUUUAUUGAUUCAUCGGAAAAAUUUGAAUUAUUUGCACUUGGAUAUGAAUUUUAACCUAAAACCAGUGAAAACGUUAACAACAAAAGAGAGGAAAAAAUCCAGAUUUGGAAAUGCGUUUCAUUUGAUGCGUGAAAUCCUGCGGCUCAUGAAAUUGCUCGUGGAUUCUCAAGUUCAAUACCGUCUUGGAAAUAUCGAUGCGUUCCAACUCGCAGACGGCAUACAUUAUUGUUUUAAUCAUAUCGGUCAAUUGACUGGUAUGUAUCGGUAUAAAUACAGAUUGAUGCGUCAGAUUCGAACAUGUAAAGAUUUGAAACAUCUUAUAUAUUAUCGGUUUAAUACAGGGCCUGUAGGUAAAGGACCUGGAUGUGGAUUUUGGGCUCCUUCAUGGAGAGUUUGGCUUUUUUUCAUGAGGGGUAUUGUACCUUUACUUGAAAGAUGGCUUGGAAACCUCCUUGCUCGUCAAUUUGAAGGACGACAUUCGAAAGGAAUUGCCAAAACGAUCACGAAGCAACGUGUAGAAUCUCAUUUUGAUUUAGAAUUGCGUGCGGCUGUUAUGCAUAAUAUUCUUGACCAAAUGCCUCAAGGCAUUAAGGCAAAUAAAUCAAAAACUAUUUUACAGCAUUUAUCGGAAGCAUGGAGAUGCUUUAAAGCCAAUAUCCCAUGGAGAGUUCCUGGAUUACCUGCUCCUAUUGAACAAAUUAUUUUGCGAUAUGUUAAAGCAAAAGCAGAUUGGUGGAUUUCUGUUGCUCAUUAUAACAGAGAACGUAUUCGGAGAGGUGCUACAGUGGAUAAAACUGUUGCAAAAAAGAAUCUCGGACGUUUAACAAGAUUAUGGUUGAAAGCAGAGCAAGAAAGACAACAUAAUUAUUUAAAAGAUGGACCUUAUGUUACUGCAGAAGAAGCCGUUGCUAUUUAUACCGCUACUGUUCAUUGGUUAGAGAGCCGAAAAUUUAGUCCUAUCCCUUUUCCUCCUUUAUCGUAUAAGCAUGAUACAAAGCUUUUAGUUCUUGCUUUGGAAAGGUUGAAAGAAGCGUAUAGUGUUAAAGGCCGCUUAAAUCAAAAUCAAAGAGAAGAAUUGGUAUUAAUCGAGCAAGCGUACGAUAAUCCUCAUGAAUGCCUCUCACGUUGUAAACGAUUUUUGUUAACCCAAAGAGCAUUUAAAGAAUGCGGGAUUGAAUUUAUGGACCAGUAUUCAUAUUUAAUACCGGUAUACGACGUAGAACCUAUGGAAAAAAUUACCGAUGCAUAUUUGGAUCAAUAUUUAUGGUAUGAAGCGGAUAAAAGGCAUUUAUUUCCAUCGUGGAUUAAGCCUUCUGAUUCCGAACCUCCUCCAUUAUUAGUCUAUAAGUGGUGCCAAGGAAUUAACAAUUUAUCUGAAGUUUGGGAAACAGAUCAAGGACAAUGUAAUGUUAUCCUAGAAACAUCAUUGAGUAAAGUUUACGAAAAAAUUGAUAUUACAUUGUUGAAUCGUUUGUUACGUCUCGUUGUUGAUUCAAAUAUUGCUGAUUAUAUUUCCGGGAAAAACAAUGUUAACCUUACAUACAAGGAUAUGAAUCAUAUUAAUUUAUAUGGUUUAAUUCGUGGUCUCCAAUUUUCAUCAUUUGUAUUUCAAUAUUAUGGUUUAAUAAUUGAUCUUUUAAUUUUGGGUUUACAUCGUGCGAGUGAAAUGGCUGGUCCUCCUCAAAUGCCUAAUGAUUUUUUGCAAUAUCGUGAUGUUGCGACAGAAGUUCAGCAUCCUAUACGAUUAUAUUCACGUUAUAUAGAUAAAAUACACAUAUUUUUUAGAUUUACUGCAGAUGAAGCUCGUGAUUUGAUUCAAAGAUUUUUAACCGAACAACCUGAUCCAAAUAAUGAAAGUAUUGUAGGUUUUAACAAUAAGCGUGUUUGGCCUAGAGACUGUCGUAUGAGAUUAAUGAGGCAUGAUGUUCAUCUUGCUAGAGCAGUAUUUUGGGAUGUUAAAAACCAUAUUCCUAGAUCUUUAACAACAAUUGAAUGGAGCGAUUCAUUCGUAGGUGUAUAUAGUAAAGAUAAUCCUAAUUUACUUUUUUCAAUGUGCGGUUUUGAAGUUAGAAUAUUGCCUAAGAUAAGAAGUGCAACGGAAGAAUUUACAUUAAAAGAUGGUGUCUGGAAUUUAGUGAAUGAGCAAACAAAAGAACGUACUGCUCAAGCAUUUCUUCGUGUAACAAAAGAUGAUAUGGCAAAAUUUAAUAAUCGUAUACGUCAAAUUUUAAUGUCAUCCGGGUCAACUACAUUUACGAAAAUAACAAAUAAAUGGAAUACUGCAUUGAUCGCUCUUCUUACAUAUUAUCGGGAAGCAGUUGUAUCAACUCCCGAACUUUUAGAUUUACUAGUCAAAUGUGAAACUAAAAUUCAAACUCGAGUGAAAAUUGGGUUAAAUUCAAAAAUGCCAUCGAGAUUUCCCCCUGCUGUUUUUUAUUCCCCUAAAGAACUCGGUGGCCUUGGAAUGCUUUCUAUGGGCCAUAUUUUAAUUCCUCAAAGUGAUCUUAGAUGGUCUAAGCAAACAGAAGCCGGAAUUACUCAUUUUAGGUCUGGAAUGUCUCACGAGGAAGAUCAAAUGAUUCCUGCUCUUUAUAGAUAUAUUGUUACAUGGGAAUCUGAGUUUAUAGAUUCUCAAAGAGUUUGGUCUGAAUAUGCAAUGAAAAGACAAGAAGCUAUUCAGCAAAAUAGACGUUUAACGUUGGAAGAUUUAGAAGAUUCAUGGGAUAAAGGCAUUCCCAGAAUAAAUACAUUGUUUCAAAAAGAUAGACAUACAUUAAGUUACGAUAAAGGUUGGAGAGUUAGAACAGAUUUUAAACAAUAUCAAUUAUUAAAGAAUAACCCAUUUUGGUGGACAAGUCAACGACAUGAUGGGAAAUUAUGGCAAUUAAAUAAUUAUCGUACCGAUGUUAUUCAAGCAUUAGGUGGUGUGGAAGGUAUUUUGGAACAUACUAUGUUUAAAGCUACUGGAUUUCCAUCAUGGGAAGGGUUGUUUUGGGAAAAAGCAUCUGGAUUUGAAGAAUCGAUGAAAUAUAAAAAAUUAACUAACGCUCAAAGAUCUGGUUUGAAUCAGAUUCCAAACCGUCGUUUUACUUUAUGGUGGUCUCCUACAAUAAAUAGAGCAAAUGUUUAUGUUGGAUUUCAAGUACAACUUGAUUUAACUGGUAUUUACAUGCAUGGUAAAAUACCAACUCUGAAAAUCUCAUUAAUUCAAAUUUUCCGCUCUCAUUUAUGGCAGAAAAUCCAUGAAAGUAUCGUCAUUGAUUUAUGUCAAGUUUUUGACCAGGAACUUGAAACUCUUCAAAUAGAAACGGUGCAAAAAGAAACGAUUCAUCCUAGAAAAUCAUAUAAAAUGAAUAGUUCAUGUGCAGAUAUUUUAUUAUUCGCUACUUAUAAGUGGAAUGUUUCUAGGCCUUCUUUACUUAAUGAUAGUAAAGAUAUACUUGAUGGAACAACUACGAAUAAAUUUUGGCUUGAUAUACAGCUUCGGUUUGGUGAUUUUGAUUCUCAUGAUAUAGAACGAUAUACUAGAGCAAAGUUUUUGGAUUAUACUACAGAUUCUCAAUCCAUAUAUCCAUCGCCUACUGGUUUAAUGAUAGGUGUUGAUUUAGCUUAUAAUUUACAUAGUGCAUAUGGUAACUUCUUCCCUGGUCUGAAACCAUUGAUUCAACAAGCCAUGGCGAAAAUUAUGAAAGUUAACCCGGCUCUUUAUGUCUUGAGGGAAAGAAUUCGAAAAGGUCUCCAACUUUAUUCUUCUGAACCUACUGAACCUUAUUUAAAUUCUCAAAAUUAUUCUGAACUUUUUAGUAAUCAGAUUAUUUGGUUUGUAGACGAUACUAAUGUAUAUCGAGUAACAAUUCAUAAAACGUUUGAAGGGAAUUUAACGACAAAACCAAUUAAUGGUGGGAUAUUUAUCUUUAAUCCCAGAUCAGGUCAAUUAUUUUUAAAAAUUAUUCAUACUUCAGUAUGGGCUGGACAAAAACGUCUUGGACAAUUAGCGAAAUGGAAAACUGCAGAAGAAGUUGCUGCUUUGAUUAGAUCACUUCCUGUUGAAGAACAGCCCAAGCAAAUUGUUGUCACACGUAAAGGUAUGCUUGAUCCUUUAGAAGUUCAUUUACUUGACUUUCCAAAUAUUGUUGUUAAAGGAAGCGAGCUUCAGCUCCCAUUUCAAGCGGCUUUAAAAGUCGAAAAAUUAGGUGAUAUGAUUUUAAAAGCAACAGGGCCUCAAAUGGUUUUAAUGAAUCUCUAUGAUGAUUGGCUCCAAACUAUAUCAUCUUAUACUGCAUUUUCGAGAUUAGUUUUAAUUCUCAGAGCUCUUCAUGUCAAUAUGGAUAAAACCAAAAUGAUACUUCGUCCAUCCAAAGAGAUCAUUACAGAAUCUCAUAAAAUAUGGCCUACAUUAACAGAUCAACAGUGGAUAGAUGUUGAAUUAUCAUUAAGAGACUUGAUAUUAGGAGAUUAUGGGAAAAAAAAUAAUGUUAACGUGGCUAGUCUUACAUCUUCCGAGGUUAGGGAUAUUAUAUUGGGUAUGGAAAUAAGUGCGCCAUCUAUACAAAGACAACAAAUUACAGAAAUCGAGAAAUCACAGCAAGAACAAAGUCAGUUAACUGCACGAACUACUAAAACCACAAAUAUUCAUGGUGAUGAAAUUAUUGUUGUUAAUACUUCAAAUUAUGAAGCACAAACAUUUUCAUCAAAGACUGAGUGGAGAACACGUGCUAUAUCUACCACUAAUCUUCACUUAAGAACAAAUCGUGUAUAUAUUUCUUCGGAUGAUAUCCAAGACCAAGGACAAUAUACGUAUAUUAUACCAAUGAAUAUUUUAAAGAAAUUUAUAAUUAUAUCGGAUUUAUAUACUCAGAUUGCAGGAUUUUUAUAUGGUACAUCUCCUUUGGAUAACAAUGAAGUAAAAGAAAUAAAAUGUAUUGCAAUUGUGCCACAACUUGGAAGCAAUUCUGGUGUUCAAUUACCACAUAAGCUUCCGAAACAUGAUUUUCUUCUUGAUGGAUUAGAACCUCUAGGAUGGGUUCAUACUCAAUCUCAUGAGAUGCCACACUUGUCUCCUAAUGAUUUAACGAUACAUUCGAGAAUAAUAGCAGAGCAUAAAGAGUGGGAUUCUAAAACAAUUACAAUGACAGUUAGCUUUACUCCUGGCUCUGUUUCUUUGGCAGCAUAUUGUUUGACCCCUUCUGGUUAUGAAUUUGGAGCGAAAAACAAGGAUAUGACAAGUGGGAACCCUCAAGGAUGGGUACCGACUAUGGCAGAAAAAUGUCAAUUAUUAUUGUCCGAUCGUAUUAUUGGUUUUUUCCUUGUUCCUGAAGAUGAUAUAUGGAAUUAUUCAUUUAAUGGUGCAAGCUUUUCAGAUAAGGCAGGAUAUAAUAUGAAGCUAGAUGUGCCAAUCCCAUUUUAUAGUCCUCAGCAUAGGAAAACACACUUUUCUUCAAUGGUACAGCUAGAAGGUGAAGAUGUUGUAUUAGGCGAUCGUGCCGAUGUGUUUGCUUAA